This is a messenger RNA of Vicia villosa (hairy vetch), 897 nucleotides long. RefSeq lists its product as uncharacterized. The transcript has a single exon. Bases 1 to 897 code for a protein of 298 amino acids. Lineage: Eukaryota; Viridiplantae; Streptophyta; Magnoliopsida; Fabales; Fabaceae. The record is from RefSeq and is a predicted model, not a curated record.
AUGGCCGCUCAGAGCUCUCAAUUCCAAGAAGAAACAAGGAGUAAUUUUCGGAACACAGGUGCAUCGAUUAAGAAUCUUGAAAUUCAGAUGAGUCAAAUAGCACAGCAAUUAGCAAAUCCUCAGCAACCUGGUGCUCUACCUAGUGCAACAAUUCCAAAUCCCAAAGAUCAUAAUAAUGUGAGUGCCAUAAUCACUAGAAGUGGUAAAGCGAAAGAAGCUGUGAAGGAAAGUGCCGAAGAAGAAGAGCCAUUGCUGGAAGUUGAUCUGGAAAUAAAGGAGAAUGAGGUAGAAGCUGAAGAUUUGGUUGUUUCGGAACCUGUGAAGAAAGAGAAGGUAGUUGAGCCAAAACCCACCAUUAAACUUCCUUUCCCUACAAGAAAUAAGAAGAAGGGGCAGCAUGAGAAGAAAUUUGAAAAAUUCUUGGAGAUGUUCAAAAAGCUCGAGUUAAACAUUCCAUUCCUGGAGGCAUUGGAGCAAAUGCCUACAUAUGCCAAAUUCAUGAAGGACAUCAUCUUAAAGAAAAGAACCAACGAUCGUGACCCUAUUAUUCUAACUGAAACUUGUAGUGCUAUUUUGCAGGGUAUGAUGAUCCCGGUGAAAAAGAAGGAUCGAGGUUCCAUGACUAUCCCUUGCACAGUUGGGGAUUGGUCCUUCAAGAAAGCUCUUAUUGAUUUAGGAAUUGGUAAAGUGCAAGAUAAAAGGAUGACACUCCAAUUUUCCGAUCACUCAGUGAAGAGACCAUACGGGAUAGUAGAAGAUGUGCUUGUAAAGAUUGAUAAGUUUGUGUUCCCGGUGGAUUUUGUCAUCUUAGAGAUGCCGGAAGAUGAAGAAAUUCCGAUAAUUUUGGGAAGACCAUUCUUAGAGACGGGGAGAUGUUUGAUAGAUAUAGAAGAAUGA